Molecule: messenger RNA, 467 nt
Organism: Cantharellus anzutake
Lineage: Eukaryota; Fungi; Basidiomycota; Agaricomycetes; Cantharellales; Hydnaceae
Exons: 4
Coding region: 217-417 (66 amino acids)
Source: RefSeq, a predicted model, not a curated record
CUCACUUACUCACUCACGUGUCAGCGUGAUCCAGAAAAGCCAGAAGACGCUCGCUCACUGGGAUCAGCUUUGAGCAUCCCAGCACUGCCUUGUUCUUCCAUUCUUGGGGGGUUCCCACUUCUGAUUACGGCCUCGUCGAGGAGGAAACGAAAGAGAGAGAGACUUAGAGGAAGGUCGAACUGUUGGUUUUGCUUGGUUUUGAGGCCAUUCAACAUUAUGACUCGGGGCAACCAACGAGAACAAGAUCGGUUACGAGCUCGGAAGAAAGUGGUUGGACAGAAUAAAACGAAACAAAGUGGAUCGAAUUUGACGAAGAAGAAAGAAGCGGAUGCAGAGAUUAUGCGACAGAAACAAGCUAAAGCACAGACGAAAACUGCUUCGGGAUCAGGUAGUGGUGGUGGGGAUGAGAAGAAAUGAUGUGCAAUGUUAUAUUUAGUGUUGAUAGGUAGACAUGAAAUGAAGGUGGU